Oryza brachyantha (malo sina) is the source of this 1738-nucleotide messenger RNA. RefSeq names its product protein MALE DISCOVERER 2-like. NCBI's taxonomy places the organism in Eukaryota, Viridiplantae, Streptophyta, Magnoliopsida, Poales, Poaceae. Bases 351 to 1724 code for a protein of 457 amino acids. The transcript has 8 exons. Gene Ontology annotation, molecular function: protein kinase activity; ATP binding. Gene Ontology annotation, biological process: protein phosphorylation. The record is from RefSeq and is a predicted model, not a curated record.
GAUUACGUGGACCAUUUUUUUCAAUUGUGGAAUUAGCGUGUGAGUGGAGUUGUCCAUGGAGAUAACGAUGGGAGAAAAGAAUACAAGGGAAUGCAGUGAGCCAAGGAUUUUACUACCAACUCCUGUAUCCUGUUUAUCUGAAGAUGUGCUCCUGUUGCCCACUCUUGCCGUCGUCUAGUCCGAACCUUGCAUGCUCCAGUUUCUUCAGGGUGUGAGCAGAAAUUUUCUGAAGUCUGGAACAGAAGCUAGGCGAGAGGUGAGCUUUGGCUGAUGAUUCUGCCCGUGAGUUCUGAUUUACUCAAUACGCUCGCAAAGGGAUCAUCUGGUUGUUGUUCGCGAGCACUUCACCAAUGAUGGAUUCACUGAGUUCUUUGGUGCUUGUGGUGUUGACGCUCCAAGCUGCCGUGAGCAGCUGCUCGUCACUCGAUCUGUCAGAGCAGCCUAGCAACCGGAGGCUACUGCAGGACAGAAAUCCUGAUCUACUUCACAGAGAUCAUCUCCCAUCUGUUGGAAGCAGCACGUUUCCACGAUCCGAUCAACCGCGAAACGAUGCAAACGGGACUCCACACAGUUCAUCAUCGUCUUCAUCACAGUCUCAUGAGGUUCAUGCCAAGAAAGAGUCAAGCAAAAAAGGAUCCAAGAAGUGGCUGUACACGGUUGUGAUCCCAGUGGCAGCUGGGGUGUUGCUCGCUGGCAUAGCAUGGAUGUUUUCGCCAUGUCGCAAGAGGUCAGAUGCAACUAUAGGCCCAUGGAAGACUGGACUCAGUGGCCAGCUGCAGAAGGCAUUUGUAUCAGGAGUGCCCCAACUUCAGCGUUCAGAACUGGAGCGUGCUUGUGAGGACUUCAGUAACAUUGUGGCAAGUCAUCCAUACUACACUGUCUACAAGGGAACCUUGUCAUCUGGUGUUGAGAUCGCCGUUGUAUCGACAACGAUAAAAUCCAGCAAGGAUUGGUCCAAGCACGGUGAAGAUUGUUUCAGGAAAAAGAUAGACUCCCUUUCACGAAUAAAUCAUAAGAAUUUCAUCAAUCUGCUGGGGUUUUGUGAGGAGGAAGAUCCUUUCACGAGGGUCAUGGUGCUUGAAUACGCGCCGAAUGGAACACUUUAUGAGAAUCUCCAUGAUGAGAGCUUUGAUCACAUUGACUGGAGAAGUAGAAUGAGAAUAAUUAUGGGAGUAGCAUACUGUAUUCAACACAUGCAUGAGCUCAGCCCUGCCAAGGUGCACCCUGAUCUGCAUUCAAGCGCUAUGUUUCUUUCUGAAGAUAGUGCUGCAAAGAUUGCAGACUUGAGCGUUUGGCAGGAAGUGGUUUCAGAAGGCAAAAUGCCGAGAACAAACGGUGAUCAUCAAGAACCAAUAUCUGCCGGAUUAGCAGGGAAUGUUUACAGUUUUGGUAUACUGCUGCUUGAAAUCAUCUCAGGGAAGCUCCCAUACUCUGAAAACGAGGGUUCCCUAGUGAAUCUGGCUUUGGGGUGCAUCAUCAAAGGCCGAAGUAUAGCUUCGUUGCUUGAUCCAAAACUGGAGUCGCAUAAAGAAAACGAGCUAGAUUUGAUUUGUCAGAUAAUCCUUGACUGCAUACAGAGUGACCCGAAGAAGAGACCAAGCAUGAGGGAGAUCACCACAAGGCUGAGAGAGGCCAUCGCCAUUUCACCGGAUGCAGCAACGCCGAGACUGUCUCCACUCUGGUGGGCAGAGCUGGAGGUCCUCUCACCAGUUGAGGCAACGUAGAGACAACUGAAAGU